Molecule: messenger RNA, 1014 nt
Organism: Myotis davidii
Lineage: Eukaryota; Metazoa; Chordata; Mammalia; Chiroptera; Vespertilionidae
Gene: PFDN4
Product: prefoldin subunit 4
Exons: 6
Coding region: 1-750 (249 amino acids)
Biological process (GO): protein folding
Cellular component (GO): prefoldin complex; cytoplasm
Source: RefSeq, a predicted model, not a curated record
AUGGAUAUCCAGUACUUUGUUGCUAUUCUUGGAAUGGGCCAGCUCAUUUCUGGAUUUAGACCUAAUUCCUCAGAACAGGUGGCCAGGAUGAGAAUUAAUCGGGAAACAAGAAGACUGUUUAUUCAACUGAUGAAGCCGCUUUCUAAACCUCCUGAGCUUCACGCGUCUUCCUGGCGACAGAGCGAGGCCGGGCUGCUCCUUUACCCCCCCUUGGCCCUGGGUGCCUGUGCGCUGUUCCGCUCAGAGGAAGCCCACAGGACCAGCAGCGAUGGCCGACAAGGGCUCCCCUGUCCCCACUGCCGGGAACAGCCCGGGAGGCCGGCUGCACAGACUCCCCUCUGCCCCUGGAGGAACCCCUGGGCUGACAAGGCUGCAGAAGACGUCAAUGUUACUUUUGAAGAUCAACAAAAGAUAAACAAAUUUGCACGGAAUACAAGUAGAAUCACAGAGCUGAAGGAAGAAAUAGAUGUAAAAAAGAAACAACUCCAGAAUUUAGAAGAUGCCUGCGAGGACAUCAUGCUUGCAGAUGAAGACUGCUUAAUGAUACCUUAUCAGAUUGGUGAUGUUUUCAUUAGCCAUUCUCAAGAAGAAACACAAGACAUGUUAGAAGAAGCAAAGAAAAAUUUGCAAGAAGAAAUUGACGCCUUAGAAUCCAGAGUGGAAUCCAUUCAGCGGGUGUUAGCGGACUUGAAAGUUCAGUUAUAUGCAAAAUUUGGGAGCAACAUAAAUCUUGAAGCUGAUGAAAGCUAAACAUUUUAUAUUACCUUUAAAAUUUGUUUAAUAAACUUGAAUAUUGUUUAAAUGAUAAUUUUCCUUUUUCAAAUGAUAUGGAAAGCAAAACUUUCUUUUUUAAAAAAGAUUUCAUUUAUUUAAUGGAAACUUGCCUAUUUUCACAUGUCUUGCUUAUUUAUUUUAUAUUUUUAAAAGAAGACAGUAUUCAUCUAUGUAUUUUGCAUAAUGAUUCUAUCAAGUGUAGGGGUUUUGUGUCAUGUUAUUAAAAUCAGUUAAGCAAUC